Molecule: messenger RNA, 3346 nt
Organism: Nipponia nippon (crested ibis)
Lineage: Eukaryota; Metazoa; Chordata; Aves; Pelecaniformes; Threskiornithidae
Source: RefSeq, a predicted model, not a curated record
AUGUCAAUGUUUUCCCUUGUACCGGGGAGCGCAGAAUUGGAUGUGGUACUCCAGAUGCUGUCUCACAAGUGCCAACGAGAAGGGGAGAAUCAUUUCUGCAGCCUGCUGGUCAUUCCUACUUUUCUGCAGCCUGCUGGUUACAUUCCUGCUAACAACCCCGCGUGCAGCUGGCCAUCGUUGCUGACUGCUGUUCAACUCUUUGUCCACCAGGACACCCCCGUCUUUCCUUGCAAAGGUCAAGCCAAUUCCAAAACGUUUGACAGGAUCUCCUGUAACAAGAAGGUUGGAAAAACAUGUUCAGUAACAUGUGGGCACGCAAUCAUUCUCCAAAGUGCCUAUGACAAAAUGGGCUUUCUGAAGGUUGAGCAGCUAGCUGUAAUCGCAGAGGUCUACACUCAGGAUCAGCCUCCCAGUGAAGGGCAAAACCCCCCACCUCCUGCCCCUCAGGGGUUUGUGUCCUGCACCUGGCAGACGGGCUGCUCUCAGAGACCAGCCGCCGCCUGCGUCUGGUCUUGCCCAGGUUUGGAGCUAAAGCAGCCCCUCCGUGAUGGAUCUAGCAAGAAGGCGGCAAAAGCUUGUCUACGCAAAAUUGUGGAAACAGAACGGAGCUCUUCUGGCUCUGAUCCAAACCACCAAGGUGCAAAGCGGCUCUCAUCCAGAACCGGGUACCCAGAUUCUAAGCCUUUGAAAACAGUUGUUUUCUGUUACAGUUUGGUGGAGUCCCUAGGUCAGGUGUGGUUGCAGCCUCCCCAGGCCUGUACGCUGGUACGGGAGACUUCGGGAUCAUAUGAGCUGAAGCAUACACCGGACAAAGUGUCAGUAAUACCAGAGAGAGACAAGCGGGCGACCGCCGCCCUCCGCGGCCGCGCCGGCAGGGUGAACUGCGUGCGCUGGGCCCGCCGGCGGGACGGCGCUUCUGAAACAGAGUUAAUUUCUGGUGGAUCUGAUAAACAACUCAUUCUUUGGGAAUGGAAUGGGACAGGAACAGGAACGUGGAAUAAUCAGCUUGUGAAAAGCAUUCCUCUCAAAGGCCAUGCUGAAGCUGUUUGUGCUGUGGAUGCUGUCUACCAGUCAGAUGAACCUGACUUAAACCUUCUAAUAGCUUCUGCAGCUUCUGACUCUACUGUGAGAAUCUGGUCUCGGCAUGGUUCAGAAGCUAAAUGCAUUGAAAUUCUGCAGUUUGGAAAUGGAUUUGUUAUGGAUGUCUGCUUAUCCUUCUUGCCUGGCAGCAGUGUACCAAUACUGGCUUGUGGUGGUGAUGACUGCAAAAUAAAUUUGUUUAUACAGCAGAAUGGUCAGUUUCAGAAAGCCUUAAUACUCCCUGGCCAUGAAGAUUGGAUAAGAGGCAUUGAAUGGGCCGUCUGUGGUGAAGACCUUUUCUUAGCAAGCUGUGCUCAGGAUUGUUUGAUAAGAAUUUGGAAAGUGUGUACAAAAUCAAAACAACUUCCAGAAACUGAAGAUAAUUCCAUAAGACUGAAAGAGAAUGUUUUUACUGUCAAAGAUACUGAUACAACAUAUGCAGUUACUUUGGAGUCGGUGUUGGCUGGUCAUGAAAACUGGGUGUAUGCAGUUCACUGGCAACCUUCAUUUUCCAAAGAUGGCAGCAUGCAACAACCAAUGAGGAUAUUGUCUGCAUCAAUGGACAAAACUGUGAUCAUCUGGGAACCCGAUAAGGAAUCUGGAGUCUGGCUAGAACAGGUGCGGGUAGGUGAAGUGGGUGGCAAUACCCUCGGAUUUUUUGACUGCCAGUUUAGUCCAGAUGGUUCAAUGAUCAUUGCUCAUGCUUUUCAUGGAGCACUACACCUUUGGAAACAGGCUGCAGUUAAUAAGAAAGAAUGGACUCCAGAAGUUGUGAUUUCAGGACAUUUUAACAGUGUAGAGGAUGUAAAGUGGGAUCCAGAAGGAGAGUUUAUCAUCAGUGUUGGUUCUGAUCAAACUACUAGACUCUUUGCUCCGUGGAAAAGAAAACAAGAGACAGAGGUAACCUGGCAUGAAAUUGCAAGGCCGCAAGUACAUGGAUAUGACAUGCGUUGUCUGGCAAUGAUCGGCCGGUUUCAGUUUGUGUCGGGAGCAGAUGAAAAAGUGCUUCGAGUUUUUCGUGCUCCCAAGAAUUUUAUAGAAAAUUUCAGUAACAUCACUGGUAUUCCAAUGGAGAAGCUGUGCUCCCACCAAUCAUCUGAUCUUCCCGAAGGUGCAACUGUGCCAGCUUUGGGAUUAUCCAAUAAAGCUGUUUUUGAAGGAGAUAUGGCUGUUCAACUAGCUGAGGAUGAAGAAACAUUUAAUACCAUUUCAAAUCAGUAUCCUGAGAUUUAUUUUCAACCCUUGAUCCUUACAGAACCUCCCCCAGAGGAUCACUUGCUGCAGAAUACCUUGUGGCCUGAAAUUCAGAAGUUAUAUGGACAUGGAUAUGAAAUUUUUUGUGUUGCUUGCAAUAAUUCAAACACUGUAAUUGCCUCAGCAUGUAAGGCUUCCAAAAAAGAACAUGCAGCAAUUAUUUUGUGGAGCACUACUUCUUGGAAGAAACUGCAGAGUUUGUCAUUUCACAAUCUGACUGUUACUCAGCUGGCAUUUUCUCCUAAUGACAAAUUUUUAUUAGCGGUUUCUAGAGACAGAAAUUGGUCACUGUGGAGGAAACAAGACUCAUCAGAGUCAGGACCAGUUUUCAGUUGCUGUGCAUACACAGACAAAAAUACAGCUGUUCACAGUCGAAUCAUUUGGUCUUGUGAUUGGACACCAGAUAGCAAAUAUUUUAUUACCGGCAGUCGGGACAAAAAGGUCAUUAUUUGGGGCCAGUGUGAUUUAUCUGUGACUACUGAAGGGAAUAUGUUGAAUUCAGUCAAGCCUUGUUCAACAGUACUGGAUACUGGCGAUUCUGUUACUGCUGUUAGUAUCAGCCAUGUGCUUACUCCUGAUGGAAGAUAUAUUGUUGCAGUAGGCUUAGAGAAUGGGAAGAUUAUCUUGUACACAUGGAAGCAGAGCGGGCAAGAACCAGCACUAGCUGAUUGGACCACGUGUGUUGAGAUGGAUAACAGCCAAAGUUAUGCUCUUGCUGUGAAACGUUUAUGUUGGAGACAUCAUGCGGGCAGAGCUGGACAUAAUGAUCAGAACAGCAGCGAGUGGUUGCAGCUUGCAAGUUGUGGAGCUGAUCACUGUGUUAAGAUAUUCAAUGUCAACAGGUUUGCUCUUUAGCAAAGGCAGCAGGCCUGUCUGUGAAAAACAGAUUCAUAACAUUUUAUUUCAGCUUUAACCAUUUUGUUUGUUGAAUUUGCUGGUUUCUGCUGUGGAAAGUGAAUUUUUUGACAUGUAACUUAUUAAAGCAACUUUUGUGGUAGUUUGAAAUGUCAAA